This is a messenger RNA of Tupaia belangeri chinensis (Chinese tree shrew), 3131 nucleotides long. It is a transcript of the gene LRRFIP2, whose product is annotated as LRR binding FLII interacting protein 2. The transcript is spliced from 28 exons. The record is from RefSeq and is a predicted model, not a curated record. The coding region runs from base 140 to 2296 and encodes 718 amino acids. Lineage: Eukaryota; Metazoa; Chordata; Mammalia; Scandentia; Tupaiidae. Gene Ontology annotation, biological process: regulation of DNA-templated transcription.
GGCCGGACACAGAUGUGGGAAGAUAAAUGGAGGGAUCUAGAAGCAAACUAAAUGCCAGUGGAAAGGAGAGCUACCAUCCUUAAGGGCUGAAAACAGAGCGAAAUCACUUUCCUAAUUAAAUAGCUGUUAAGAACACAAAAUGGCGACUCCUGGAAGGAAGCGAACACCUGUGAAAGACCGAUUUUCUGCGGAAGAUGAAGCUUUGAGUAACAUUGCCAGAGAGGCAGAGGCAAGGCUGGCAGCGAAACGGGCUGCCCGGGCAGAAGCAAGAGAUAUACGCAUGAGAGAACUGGAACGGCAGCAGAAAGAGGAAGAUUCGGAAAGGGCCAGGUAUUCCCACCGGUCCAGUCAUCACCGUCCUUCUCUGGGAGUAGAGGAUGCACUGUCCACUCGAAGUCUUGGGAGUCACAGGUAUGAUACUCUCAAGGACAGAUCAUCAAGACUUUCAUCAUUAAAUCAUUCUUAUAGCCCCUCUUACGGAAUGAAGAAGAGAUCUUCUGGUUCUCGCAAAGACCUCCUGAGUGGCCUCUACUUUGACCAGAGAAACUAUAGCAGUCUUAGGCAUAGCAAACCCUCUUCUGCCUACUAUACUCGGUCGUCUUCCCUGUGCAGUGACCCUCUGGCAACAUCUAAGAGUCACAGGGCCUCUCCUACUGCAAACUCUGGUCUGCUGAGAAGUGCUAGCCUGGCCUCACUGUACAGUGGUGGAUUAUAUAACCCUUAUGGUUCUCGAACUCCAUCUGAAUACAGCUAUUACUCCUCAAGAGCGAGUUCAGCCCGAAGCAGUCCUGUGCUCACUGAUGACGACAACGCAAGCAUUGUGUCUUCCGACCGUUCCAGUCGAGGGCGAAGGGAAAGUGUGGCUUCUGCUGCUGAUUAUUUUAGUCGCUCCAACCGUAGGGGAAGCGUUGUCUCUGAGGUGGACGCCGUCAGUAUUCCAGACCUGACCAGUUUGGAUGAGAAAUCUGACAAACAGUAUGCUGAAAAUUACACAAGGCCUUCAUCUCGAAAUUCUGCCUCUGCAACAACGCCUCUAAGUGGAAACUCAUCCCGAAGAGGAAGUGGGGACACCAGCAGCUUAAUAGACCCAGACACCUCAUUUAGUGAAUUGCGGGAUAUCUAUGACCUAAAGGACCAGAUACAGGAUGUAGAAGGGAGAUACAUGCAGGGGCUUAAAGAACUAAAGGUAUCAGGGCCCGUUCUGCAUCCUGAGCAUGCUCCGUGGGCAGAAGUGUUGGAAUCUUUGUCCGAAGUGGAAGAAAAAUACAAGAAAGCCAUGGUUUCCAAUGCACAGUUAGACAACGAGAAGAACAAUUUGAUCUACCAGGUAGAUACCCUCAAGGAUGUUAUUGAAGAACAGGAGGAACAGAUGGCAGAGUUCUAUAGACAAAAUGAAGAAAAAUCCAAGGAGUUGGAAAGGCAGAAACAUAUGUGUAGCGUGCUGCAGCACAAGAUGGAUGAACUUAAAGAAGGCCUUCGGCAAAGAGAUGAGCUUAUUGAGGAGAACCAGCGCAUGCAGGAGAAAAUAGACACCAUAACCAAAGAAGUGUUUGACCUUCAGGAGACACUUCUUUGGAAAGAUAAAAAAAUUGGGGCCCUAGAGAAACAGAAAGAAUACAUUGCCUGCCUUAGGAGUGAGCGAGACACGCUCCGAGAGGAGCUGGCUGACCUGCAGGAGACAGCGGGGACCGGAGAGAAACAUGGCUUAGUAAUAAUCCCUGACGGCACUCCUAAUGGCGACGUCAAUCAUGAGCCAGUGGUUGGCGCCAUCACUGUGGUGUCUCAGGAAGCUGCUCAGGUCCUGGAGUCGGCAGGAGAAGGGCCGCUAGAUGUCAGGCUACGAAAACUUGCUGGAGAAAAGGAAGAUCUGCUAUCACAGGUUAGAAAACUGAAGCUGCAGUUAGAGGAAGAACGGCAGAAGGGCUCCAGGAACGAUGGUACAGCAGGCGACCUGGCAGGGCUGCAGAACGGCUCUGACUUACAGUUCAUCGAAAUGCAGAGAGAUGCCAAUAGACAAAUUAGUGAAUACAAGUUUAAGCUUUCAAAAGCAGAACAGGAUAUAACUACCUUGGAGCAAAGUAUUAACCGGCUUGAGGGACAGGUGCUGAGGUACAAAACUGCAGCUGAGAAUGCGGAAAAAGUUGAAGAUGAGCUGAAAGCAGAAAAGAGGAAGCUACAACGAGAGUUACGAACGGCACUGGACAAGAUUGAGGAGAUGGAGAUGACCAACAGCCACCUGGCCAAGCGUCUGGAGAAGAUGAAGGCCAACAGGACAGCACUUCUGGCCCAGCAAUAGGGAGGCCACCCUUGGACCUGGGGCGGCUCUUGGGGCCCUGGCCAGACGGACUGACUCUUUUUGUACAUUGUCACAGGCCCCUUUCAGUACUGUUUGCGUUUUGUCAUUAAAACAGCCACCUUUGUAUUUUAUAAUUUAUGAGAGAAUGAAGCAGGUUUGAAUCUUCAUGAAUGAACUUUGGAUUUUUGUUUGUAGUUUGAUUCUAGACUAAGAAUUGGUCCAUGCCGUUUUUAUUUUGUAUUUCCACAAUUUUAGAAUCAAGUUUACCCACCAUUUUCCUCCAGCAGCCUUAGUGACGGCACUCAGAGGCCUGAUGUGGGUUCUAGAAGACAGCAAUUCUGAGUGCUCACUGAGACGCAUGCUGGAGACCUCAGAAAACACAAGUGCCUUCUCCACAAUGCAAUUCAGACUUCAGUGAUACCAGUCAGUGGUCAAAAGACAUUAACCCUAAUGUCAGCUAGCAUUUAUAUUAUAGUGAAAAGAUGAGUUAGUGGGUGGGGAAUCUAUGUUUCAGUCAAAUUUUUAUGCUUGGAGGAAAAGCAGUUUUUUUUUGGUAAAAUAUUUAUAUAAGAAACUGUUAGAAAAAGAUUUAGGGAGUGUAUAUAAAACUUACUUUAUAGCACGGGGUGGAGGAAGUCCAAGGCCUAACACUCUUAAAGUAAGAGGAGGGUCCUUAUUCUUUAAUAGCAACAGUGCUGUACCCUGUAAAGUAUUUUAUCUGCUGCUUACUCAUGGAAUAAAACCUCACACAAGCCCAAAGGGGAAGGGGAGGCACGGGGCAGGCAGGCGAAAAAUCUGCCUGAACUUUCUAUUAAAUACACCCUUCUGCCAACCA